Messenger RNA from Diaporthe amygdali, 870 nucleotides. RefSeq names its product opsin protein. Gene Ontology annotation, cellular component: endoplasmic reticulum; plasma membrane. Gene Ontology annotation, molecular function: monoatomic ion channel activity. Lineage: Eukaryota; Fungi; Ascomycota; Sordariomycetes; Diaporthales; Diaporthaceae. Gene Ontology annotation, biological process: monoatomic ion transport. Bases 1 to 870 code for a protein of 289 amino acids. The record is from RefSeq and is a predicted model, not a curated record. The transcript has 3 exons.
AUGCAGAACACUUUUGAGAUCGAUCCCAUUCCCACUGUGAAGCCCGACCCCACUCAAUAUGAGGUCGCCGGUGACACCGGGUUCAGCACAUUAUGGGUCGUCUUCGUCGUCAUGCUGGUAGCCUCGGGCUUCUUCACCCUGCUGUCCUGGAACAUCCCCGUAUCCAAGCGUCUCUACCACGUCAUCACCACUCUCAUCACAAUCACCGCUGCCCUCUCUUACUUCAGCAUGGCCACUGGGCAUGGCGCCAACCUGCACUGUGUCCAGGUGAAGUCUCACCACAACAACAAGCUUCCCGACACCUACCACGACGUCUGCCGCGAGGUCUACUUUGCUCGCUACAUCGAUUGGGCCAUCACCACACCCCUUCUGCUGGCCGAUCUCUGCCUGCUGGCUGGCAUUGACGGCGCUCACACCAUCAUGGCCAUCGUCGCCGACUUGAUUAUGAUUUUGACCGGCCUCUUUGCUGCCUAUGGCAACGAGAAGACUGCCCAGAAGUGGGGCUGGUACGCCAUUGCUUGCAUUGCUUACAUUUUCGUGGUCUGGCACGUUGCCCUGCAUGGGACAAACACCGUCAAGACUCGCGGGAACAAGGUCACCAAGUUGUUUGGCUCCUUGGCCCUGUUCACCUUCAUUCUGUGGACUGCCUACCCAAUUGUGUGGGGUUUCGCCGACGGUGCCCGCAAGGCCUCAGUUGAUUCUGAGAUUCUUGCAUACGCCGUGCUCGACGUCCUUGCCAAGCCUAUAUUCGGUCUUUGGCUGCUCAUUAGUCACCGUAGCAUUCCCGAGACGAAUGUUGAGAUCGGUGGAUAUUGGGCUCACGGCCUCUCUAACGAGGGCCGUAUCCGCAUCGGCGACGAUGAGAAUUAG